[Torrubiella] hemipterigena is the source of this 1488-nucleotide messenger RNA. NCBI's taxonomy places the organism in Eukaryota, Fungi, Ascomycota, Sordariomycetes, Hypocreales, Clavicipitaceae. The record is from the annotation of a GenBank genome assembly.
AUGUUCCCCCUUUGUUUCUUGCCAAUAUUACUCGCAGCUCUUUUUCUCAGUUUCUUUGUUUAUUAUACAUCCCUGCCUAUUAACUUCCCCCGGAAUAUACCAAUCAUUUCAAUAUACGCAAGACUAUACGAUGUCCUGCGCGGCACAACCGAAACAGACUUCUACAAUGCUCGCGUCCGCCACCAUGCUGAAAAACACGGCGCAGUUGGGAUUUGGCUGGAAGGGAAGUGGACUGUUGUCAUUACGAAACCAGACCUACUUUCUCAAAUGUUUCGAGACAGAACAAACAGCCUUGCUAGGUGCGGUCUCUAUCAAAGAGUCCCAGAGGGCAUUGGCGCCCAGCUGUUUGGCGAGAACAUUAUUGACUCAGACGGCGACCUCCACCGCCAUUUCAGAGACAUAAUCAAGCCUGGAAUAGAGAUGCGGCAUAAUUUCACCUCAUUACGAUACAAAUCAUCGCAAUUGGCCAUUCGGCUAAUAGACAUUCAAGAAACUGCUACAGAUUGUAGCGGAGCUGCCAUUGCGGAACCUGUUUUCUGGUGGUCCGUUUCCGUCUUUGGUGAAUACUUUCUAGAUAUCGAGUUUGACGAAUUGAAAUUCCUAGAAUGCAACAUUCAAGCAAUCUUGGGAGCUCAAAAUAGCUCAGUUAUCGGAAGAUUAGAAGGUCUUUUCCCCAUCCUUGGCAACCUGCCGUGGACGUGGGCUACCACGCAUCAGACGCGAAAGCGCUUUCACAAUCUAGAGGCGAUACUUAUGGAUCACGUUUCCCGUGUACCCCCUCCCGCUUUAUUAUCUAAAUCCCAGGAGAAGGUUAUACACCGCAUGAAUGCAGCACACCUUGAUGGUAGCAUGUCCGAUUUUCAUUACAAAAGCAACUUAAAACAGCUAUUCGUAGCUGGUACUGAAAAUGUUGAAGCAGUACUGGUAUCAGCCAUGUUGGAGCUCGCCAAGUCAAGAUUGGUUCUAGAUCGCCUUUAUUUGGAGCUCACACGAGACCUUCCGACAGACUAUUCAGAGACCGACGUGAGGCAGUUACCUUUUCUAUCCGCCGUCAUUUACGAAACUCUUCGCUUAUACCCACCGCUGGCGUUUAUGAGAAACCGACUUACAAAAGAAUCUUAUCAACUGAGUGAGGAUAUCCUCCUACCUGCAGAUUCGGUGCUUGGAAGGCACAUAUAUGGCUUACACACAGACCCGACCGUAUGGAGUGACGCAUGCGUUUUCAAUCCUGACCGAUGGGGUGCAGAUAUCGACGCAGUCUAUAGUAUGGUUCGUCGACUACAAGCAAAUGGCCAUUUCCUUCCAUUCGGAUUGCACGCCCGCAGAUGUCCCGGGAGCCCGUUUGCAAUCACCCAACUUCGAAUAGCUCUUUGCGAACUUGUCCGUAGACUGGAUUGGACGCUCAGCCCGGAAUAUCGGUUUUCAUUCAUCGAUGGUGGCCUAUUAGCGCCGUUCGGUUGCAAAUUUGUAUUUUCUAAAAGGAACUGA